Molecule: messenger RNA, 4572 nt
Organism: Myxocyprinus asiaticus (Chinese sucker)
Lineage: Eukaryota; Metazoa; Chordata; Actinopteri; Cypriniformes; Catostomidae
Product: mitochondrial proton/calcium exchanger protein
Exons: 15
Coding region: 201-2501 (766 amino acids)
Biological process (GO): intracellular monoatomic cation homeostasis
Cellular component (GO): mitochondrial inner membrane
Molecular function (GO): calcium ion binding; ribosome binding
Source: RefSeq, a predicted model, not a curated record
CGGAAGCAAAUGACGAGCGCUUGCAAACUCAUCGUUUGAAUCAGCGAGGAGGGUGCAAGGACAUUAUCUAAGAGCUUGGGACUAUGACUUCUGUGGAUAGUUCAUAAACCGUCUGCGUACUACAUUAUACGCCCAUCCAGCUUUAUUGUAAGAAGUACAUUAACGUUACACGCCUUUUCAUCCAUACAGACGGGAACAGAAUGGCAUCGAUUUUGCUCACCAGGUCUCGGACUCCGUUGCUGAAAACAUCCAGGUUAUUAAAGAACGAAUUCAGAAAAGGAAAGUUGACAGAGGGAUCAUGUUUUGGUUGCACUGCACUGCGGUUAGCCACAAACAGUAGUCCAGUUGCUCUUGGAGGCAGCGUAUGGCCUCAUGCAUCAUCUGUCCUGUACCCUGACAGUUUACUGGUGAGUCAGCAGCGCUUGACCAGGUCACCUCGUCUGUACUGUGCCAUCUUAGUACCUGAAUGUGUCCUGCCAGGCCACACCCACUCCAUUUACAACAGGACAGUUCGGUGGGUGCACACUACUGGCCGUCUCCAUGACGAUUCAAAGGUAGAGCGUUCUUUACGUUCAUUGAAGGAUCGGAAUAAAAAGCUUGAGGAGGGCGGACCAGUCUACAGUCCAACGGUAGAUGCAGAACCUGUACGAAGGACAAUAGGGCAGCGAGUGAUCGAUGAGGUGAAGCACUACUAUCAUGGAUUCCGCCUUUUGUGGAUUGACACAACCAUCGCUGUGCGCAUGCUGUGGAGGGUACUGAACGGAAACAUUCUGUCGCGGAGAGAAAGGAGACAGUUCCUGAGGACUUGUGCAGAUGUCUUCCGGCUUCUCCCCUUUCUGGUUUUUAUCAUCGUUCCAUUUAUGGAAUUUCUGCUUCCCAUUGCAGUGAAGCUUUUCCCUAACAUGCUGCCGUCUACCUUUGAGACACAGUCCAAAAAGGAGGAAAGGCUGAAGAAAGAGCUGAGAGUGAAGUUAGAGAUGGCAAAGUUCUUGCAGGACACAAUUGAGGAAAUUGCACUAAGAAACAAAGCAGCCAAAGGCAAUGUGACCGAGGAGUUCUCCACUUUUUUCCAGAAGAUUCGUGACUCAGGAGAGAGACCCAGUAAUGAGCAGAUCUUACGGUUCUCAAAGUUGUUUGAGGAUGAACUGACUUUAGAUAAUCUGACACGGCCACAGCUGGUGGCUCUGUGCAAGCUGCUGGAACUGCAGUCAAUUGGCACCAACAACUUCCUGCGCUUCCAGCUCAUCAUGAAACUCCGUGCCAUCCGAGCAGACGACAAGAUGAUAGCAGAGGAGGGAGUGGACAGUCUGAAUGUCAAUGAGCUGCAGGCAGCGUGUCGUGUGAGAGGGAUGAGAGCUCUCGGGGUGACGGAGGAGAGGCUUAGAGAGCAGCUUAAACAGUGGUUGGAGCUUCAUCUGAAUCAGCACAUCCCCACAUCUCUUCUACUGCUGUCCCGAGCCAUGUUCCUGCCAGACACACUGUCCCCUGCAGACCAGCUGAAAACCACACUACAGAACCUGCCCGAGAUAAUGGCUAAAGAGGCGCAGGUAAAGGUGGCAGAGCUGGACUUCUCUAAAGUGGAUAAUAAGACCAAGCUGGAGGCCACACUGCAGGAAGAGGCAGCCAUCCGCGAGGAGCACAGAGAGAGAGAGCUUGAGAGACAGGCUGACGCUGCAGAGAGAUCAAAGGAACAGGCUGCACGGGAGGGUGAGAUGCUAGAGUUGGAUGCAAACUGGCGGGUGGAUGCUGAGCAUGCUCUCUCCAGUGUAGAUGUAGCCAUUCAUUCAGAAACACUACAAGAUACUGCACCAGUACUGGAGGGUAUUAAGUUCGAGCAGUGGCAGAGGUAUCUGCGCACUCAGGGUGAGGAGAUCACUAAGGAGGAGAUUGACAUGCUGAGUGAUGCCUGUACCAAACUGAAAGAGCAGAAGAAACUGCUCACCAAAGAGAAGGAGGAACUGGAAGAGCUGAAGGAUGAUGUGCAGGAGUAUAGCGAGGACCUGGAGGAGAUCAAGAGAGAGCUGUCUAAGACCGGACAAGAGAAGGUGGUGGAGGAGUCUAAAGCGAGUAAACGUCUGUCAAAGCGGGUCAACCGUAUGAUUGGCAGGAUUGAUAAGAUCAUCAAUGAGCUGGAGAAGGACAAGUCCGUGCUAGAUGGACAGAUGGACAGCGGAACCACGCCACCAAUCGGUGUGUUGCUGUCCAACAGGGAGAAUCUGAUUAGCAUCAACGAGCUCAUUGCCGUCAUGAGGCAGAUCCAGAGCGUUCCCGAACACAAGCUGCUCAGCUUGGCAGAGGCACUCGAUGAAAACAAGGAUGGCAAGAUAGACAUUGAUGAUGUCAUCAAGGUGGUAGAGCUGAUCGAUAAAGAGGACAUCGAUAUCUCCACCAGCCAGGUUGCAGAGAUCAUGGUCAUGCUGCAGAAGGAAGAGAAGUUGGUGGAGAAGGAGAAAGCCAAGGAGAAGGCUGAGAAGGAGCAGGCAGCUAAAAUCCAAAACUAGACCUAAAACUGAGAGCGAUAUGUAGGGAAUGGAAAAGACCAUUGAUGUGAUAAUAUGUUUCAGAGUGAGGCUGAAGCCAAGGCUGAACUCCGCUCUGUAUUCAAAUCAAUAUAUAGUGUUUUUCUUUUUGGUUUGUUCAGAGAGAAAAACACUUUUAAGAAGGGAAGACAGAUGUUACCCUGAGUGUUCUGUUUUACACACAUAAAUUAGAAACAAAUGUUGCUUUGUUCAUAGAAGACUGAAUUACUGAAUUGAAGAGACAUUUAUUUAUUAGAAAACAAAGAAUAAUUCAGAGAUUAAUUUUAGAGGACUAUUUGUUGACUUGUUUUUGGAAAGACCCUUAAGAAACAACAACAACAACAAAAAAAUAAUUAAUGAUAAAAAAAUAAAUAAAAAAAUGACACUAUUUUUCUCAUAAUUUUACCCCCUGUUCAUCAAUUGGCAGUGAUGUAAUUUCCUCUCUUUGCAUAUUACAUCACCCGUCACCAUCAUUCCACUUCUCACUUAGAUUUAUUCUGUUUUGUCUUUUUUUUAUUUUUAAUUUUUUGUCUUUUUUUAUUCCUUUAAUGCAUUUUCAUGCAGUUCUUGAAUGUUGCUUAAAAGACGUUGAUAUCACAUUUAUGUUUAUUUAAUAACCAAAGAACAAUUGUUAGAGGUUAUGCUUCAUUUAUACUCCUAAAGUACUUAAGCUUUAUUCAGGGCAGAAGCUUUUGUACCGACUUUAAGACAGUGACGGACUAAUCGAAAUGUCAGAUUUGUAGUGUUGAUUUGUAGGAUUGAUUUCAGCGUCAUACUGUAUUUAUAUUGUGGCCUUAGUAAUAAAAAAACUAAAUAAUAAUAAAAGUGCCCAAAAUAAUCUCAAGGCAUUCAAAAUUAAAUUGAUAGACAAUAUAGAUACAAAAUAUUUAACAAUUAUCAUCUGUCUUAACUGCUAUAAACUGGCUGUUAGCUGGUGUGUGUUUGGAAAAGAUUGAUUGAACUUUAGCCAAUGUGGGGUAUGCUUAGCCCAUCUCCUGCAAGAAGAGGCCAGUCUGGAUACAGUCAGAAUAUGCCUUGAAUAAUCUCUAACUCCUUACAUGGAGAUUAUACGAGCAGUGGUAGUGUUCCCAUGCGGACAUACACAAAGUUCCAGCCGAGCACCUUCAUAAACUGGAAUGCGCUGAUCAGCAUGAGAAACACACACUCACUGUUUUGAUGUGUCUGGUAGAUAGUUUCACUGGGCACACGAGGCAGAGAAUACAUCACUCGUAAACCUAAACAUGUCACGCAGAGGGACCAGCAUAACCUCGAAACACUGUUCCUGUGCUGUGUCUCAGACAGAGAGAGGGACAGUCUAGCUGUCUGAGUCUAGGUGCCUGUUUCACAAUGUGUCCCUUAACUUACCUAGGGCACCCUUCAAAAGAUAGUUCAUCCCAAAAAAGUCUGUCAAAAUGAAAAGUCUGUCAUCAUUUUACUCACCCUCCUGUUGUUUUAAAGACCUAUGACUUCCUUAGUCACCAUUUUCUUUUGUAGUAGUGUAAAAAGAUGCAAUGAAAGUUAAUGGUAACAACAUUUUGCUUUUAACAUCUAACAUUAGGCUAACAUCUCCUUUUGUGUUCCACGGAAGAAAAAGUAUGUCUUACGGGUUUGGAACAAACUGAGGGUGAGUGAAUUAUGACAACAUUUUAAUUUAUGGUGAACUAUCCCUUUAACUAGAGUAAAGGCUGUGUGUAUAUUUGAAUCUUGACGAUGGCACUUAGGCAUUAAACUAUAGUCAAUUAUUAGUAUUACUAUAGUGUAUGAUAAUCUAUGUUUGUGUUUAAAAGAGCGGAGAAUAUGAUGCUGAUGUAUAAUUGCACUAUAAAUUAUUCUGAGCUUUAUUUUAUCCAUUUUGGGGUGUUCAUUAGACUCAGGAAGAUGCAUGUUAUGUCUGUGUGUGCACAUUGAGAGAUAUUUGAGGAGACGCACACUUGAAUGUAUACAAUGGUAGAUGGGAGGAAGUGUGAAUGUUACUCUUUUGUUUUUAUAUGAAAAUUUUAAAUGAGCUGUCAGAUUAAUUAAUAAAAGAAGGUGCAGGUGCACACAAAACUGA